AUGGGGAGAAGCAUGAUGGACGGUUCAUCAGAGAUCUGUAAAAUUAUCUGGGAGAGAAGUGGUGAGAUCACGUCAUCACAGAUUCAUCUGACACUCAGCGAAAUAUUGGCAAAGGUCAAUAUCAAGAAAACUCUUUUUGGUAAGAUCAGAGACUCUGAAGGAAAAAGAAAAAGAUUCCUUUCUACAACUGAAACACAUCACGAUAUACAUGUAAAUUGUUUGGGAAAAAAAAGCAAGAGUGAAGAUACUGAUAGAGAAGCAAGCAAGGAUAACAGUAAUAAUAGAUUAGAAGAAGCCGAGCACGAAGAGAGCGAAAACCUGGUUAAAAAUCUUCUUGAUGAACUACAACAGUGCUCCGAGAAAACGAAUAAUUUAAUACGUAGUUUUCAAAGAUAUUGCAGUGAAUCUGUCAAUGAAUUAACUCGAAAUGAAAUUAUGGACCUAACUCCAUCUUCAGAGUUUGUUUUAAGAUAUACAGAUGAGAAUGACUACAUGCAAGUUCUAAAAGAAAUCUUUGAGUCUGUCGAUAAGUUGUUUCUAGAAAGUGUGAUUGAAUUUCUUAAUGAGUUUUUUUCAGAGCUAGAAAGUUUAUUGAAACCAGAGGAGGAUCCAUUUUUGAAAAAAUUGAAAAGACUAUUAUUUGAGACAUUACCAGCUUUGCAACCUUAUGAAAUUUGUGUGAUAGAAGGAUCCAGACCAUAUGUCGUUAAUGAUAUGAAAGAGAUGUCUGAUUAUGUUCAGAAUUCACGAGUGGGAAAAGAUAUUAUAAACUACACUGUCAUAUCCGAAGUCAAGUUGAAACAUGCACCGCCACUGCAAUUCAAGGCCUAUAUAGUACAAAGCAUUGGACUAAGAAAAUAUUGGCUUUUUGAAAUCGAAAUGUGCGAAAUUCCAACAGAUAUAGAAGGUGUCGACUUAUUCUCUUCUUUCUUUAAGGCAGUUGUGACUUGGGCGUUAAUGGUUAGAGACACUGAUCAAGAGUUCUGA
This is a messenger RNA of Cetraspora pellucida, 987 nucleotides long. The record is from the annotation of a GenBank genome assembly. NCBI's taxonomy places the organism in Eukaryota, Fungi, Glomeromycota, Glomeromycetes, Diversisporales, Gigasporaceae.